Messenger RNA from Lucilia sericata (common green bottle fly), 1487 nucleotides. It is a transcript of the gene cbc, whose product is annotated as protein CLP1 homolog. The record is from RefSeq and is a predicted model, not a curated record. Lineage: Eukaryota; Metazoa; Arthropoda; Insecta; Diptera; Calliphoridae. Gene Ontology annotation, molecular function: polynucleotide 5'-hydroxyl-kinase activity. The transcript is spliced from 5 exons. Gene Ontology annotation, cellular component: mRNA cleavage factor complex; nucleus. Gene Ontology annotation, biological process: tRNA splicing, via endonucleolytic cleavage and ligation. Bases 112 to 1383 code for a protein of 423 amino acids.
AACAUGACAGCUGUUUUUUGUUGUUUGUUUUGAUUUUUUCCUUUUUUCGAGCGCAUUUUUUUUUGUGCCAGUAAAAAUUAUUUUAUUAUAAUUUCGUAAAAAAAAAUAAAUAUGACUGAGGAAAAUAAAAACUAUAAAGAAUACACAUUGGAGGCUGAUUCCGAAUUGCGUUUUGAAAUCGAAGAUAAAGAUGCUAAAGUGCAAGUGACGCUUAUUUCAGGAUUUGCGGAAAUGUUCGGCACCGAAUUGGUAAAAAAGAAAAAAUAUGAUUUUGCGGUGGGAGCUAAAGUAGCCAUAUUCACUUAUCAUGGCUGUGUUUUACAUUUAACGGGUAAAACGGAUGUUAGCUAUAUUUCGAAAGAGACACCCAUGGUACAGUACCUGAAUUGUCACUCUGCCUUGGAGCAAUUGCGUGAGCAGGCCGAAGAAAAAGAUGAACGCGGUCCGGUGGCCAUGGUAGUGGGCCCCAUGGAUGUGGGCAAGAGUACUUUAUGUCGCAUAUUAUUAAAUUAUGCUGUGCGGCUGGGUAGAAGACCGCUUUAUGUGGACACAGAUGUGGGACAAGGAGCUCUGGCUAUACCCGGUACCAUAGGUGCUAUAUUGAUAGAAAGGCCCGCUAGCAUAGAAGAAGGUCUAUCGCAAACGGCUCCUUUAAUUUAUCAUUUUGGUUAUAAGACACCUUCCGGUAAUAGUACACUCUAUAAGGCAGUUAUAAGCAAAAUGGCAGAUGUUACACUGGAGUCGCUAAAUGUAAAUAAAAGAACCAAACAUUCGGGUAUUAUUAUAAACACCUGCGGUUGGGUGAAGGGAGAUGGUUAUGCUAAUUUAGUGCAUACGGCACAGGCUUUCGAAGUGAAUGCCAUAUUUGUUUUGGAUCAAGAACGUCUAUACAAUGAAUUGUUGCGUGAUAUGCCUUCGUUUGUUAAGGUGGUUUUACUGCCCAAAAGUGGCGGUGUGGUAGAGCGUAGUAAAGAACUACGUGCCGAAUGUAGAGAUCAACGUAUUAAGGAGUAUUUCUACGGCUCAACAACGCCCUUCUAUCCUUUUUCGAUAGAAGUUAAGUUUGCAGACUUAAAACUAUACAAAAUAGGAGCACCACCUCUACCGGAUUCAUGUAUGCCCAUAGGCAUGAAGGCUGAAGAUAAUAAAACAAAACUGGUAGCUGUUACACCUUCACAUUCACUUUUACAUCAUAUAUUAGCGGUUAGUUUUGUCGAGAGUACCGAAGAGGAUGUAAUUGGUACAAAUGUGGCAGGUUUUGUGUGUGUCACCGGAGUUGAUAUGGAACGACAGGCAAUAACUGUUUUAUCACCGCAACCCCGUCCUUUACCUAAUACCUUAUUAUUGCUUUCAGAUUUACAAUUUAUGGAUAGUCAUGCCUAAAUUGUUGGCAGUUAAUUAUAAGUUAAAGAAUCUAAAAGAAAACUAUUAUGUUUUUGUGUAUAUUAUUUUCAAAUAUAUAUUUCUUUUUUAUCUAACAUUAAGUA